AUGUGGGGCAUCUUUGCCCUUUUCGGGGUCCUGCUGCUAAGCAUGGGACGUAAGAGAGUAGACCCAGAGCAGGCCCAGAAGGCUGUAGAUGCGGUACGCAGCGGUGAGAUGUCGCUCCGCGUUGCUGCGAGGACCUACGGGUUACCGCUAGCCUCGCUGCACGACCGUGUGAAGAACAAGGUGGCCAUAGAUGCGAGGGUUGGUCCCGGGACUGUCCUGAGCAAGGAGGAGGAAGAUUUCGUAGAAGACGUCUUGAUCUACGCCUCCCGACACUUCUUGCUGUUGGGUCGGAGGGAGCUGAGAGACGCUGUGCGCAACAUCUGCACCGACGGGCGCAAGGUGCCCUGGGACCCAGACAAGGGCCCUGGGGACAGCUGGCUUGAGGGGUUUAUGGCGAGACACCCGGGUUUGUCGGAGCGAGCCACCCACAUCUACGAAGCAAACCGGAUUAACGAAGACGGCGAGCCUCGCCUUCAAGCUUUCUACAAAGCAUGGGCGGAGUACCUGGAGGAGACCAAGCUCCCGCCGGAACGCAUCCUCAACACGGAUGAGACAAGUGAGUUAGGGCAAGGGUUGAGGUGUCAGUAGGUGUCAUUGGGUGUCAGCGGUGUCAGUAUCGACUGCUGUGGGUCAUGAAGAGAGCGUAUCAUGCAUGUCACUUGCGCAGCUAGCGUUACCACGUCGGGCUACCUCCAAACACCGCUCAUUCUCCUGGUUGGCAAGCACGUGGACCCAAGUACUGCUGUACGUGGUACGCUUUUGGUGGAUCUGCGUUCGGAAAAUAAAUCAUCGUUGUGUGAUGCGAUGCACAUUUUGCACGUGGACACGUAAAAGGUUUUUGGUUGAGUUGUUUUAUAGCUGUGUUUCAUAGUCGCACCUCUUCUAGAAGGACAACACGAGGCAACGAAUGCACCAACACUCAAGAACGACGCACCCAUUUGCACAAUGCAUCCCUUCCUCCCACCGUACCCUCAACAUAACACCCUCAUACCUCUCAUCCCAUCGAUUUAAACCCCCGACAAAAACACAAGUCAACGAAAAAAAAAGAGCUUCACAAUAUCAAAACAUCACUCGCCGUACAAAUAACACAAACCCAAGAAACCAACGCUACCCUGGCGACCUGUCAGCCUGAACACGAUCUGCGCUGCAACCGUCAAAGGAAGUCGCUCAUGCACGUCUGCUUGGUUUCCCUCGAACCGUAGGCACUCAUCCACGCUAGCUUAGCCUUGCGGAGGUGAAAAGACACUUCGGACAUGCGGCACUUCUCGGCAGUAUCCUCGAGUUACCAAAAUGGGUUGCUACAUUCGCGUACGGCGGUGGAGCCGGGGCCGCUGCCGCCGCCAACUGUCCCGAUUGGCGUAGCUCAACCAUGUCGUCGUCCUCGUCGUCAGAGGAACGAUCCAUGUCCACCAAAUUCUCAUCACAGAGGUCCUCUACCAUCUCUGUUACGAUCGCUUCGGCUACCUCCACGUUGUCCUCUACAGACAGCCAUGUUUCUACCGCCUGAAGUCAUGCGCUCACGGGAGGACAGGCAGUUGUGGCAGAUGCGAUGCAUCUCGGAGGUGCCCUGAGGGUCCACCACACCACAGGUGCCAUGGAGGUACUGCCCGCAGACUCCUCUACAUUGGUGAUUUGUGAACGCCGGCGGGCCUGGCGUGUGAUCGGGGACAGCCGUGCAGCGACUGCCCGCCGCGCAGGGCAUGGUGUCUGCAGCUGUGUGGGUGUGUGAUGUGUAUUUGUGUCCACGUGGUUUCCAUAUCGUUCGAUUUAAGAGAAAAAUCCCAGCUGCAAUAGGAAACUUCUCUUAAAUCGAUUUUGAUUGGUACAAGCCAAUUCCUCUCUCUUAAAUCCGUACUUUCUCUUAAAUAAGUUCUCUUGAACCGUAGCCGCUACUG
Messenger RNA from Ectocarpus sp. CCAP 1310/34, 1895 nucleotides. The record is from the annotation of a GenBank genome assembly. Lineage: Eukaryota; Phaeophyceae; Ectocarpales; Ectocarpaceae.